UUAGACACUCUCUUUAUUCUCUCCUCCCUUUGUCAUGAUGAAUCCCAUUCCUUCUUCAAUGUAUAAUGUUGCAUUAAUACUACUCUUCUCCUUCCUCUUGGGGAUGAGCUCUGCUAAGUUGUCCGAAGAUUUUUACGAAAAGUCAUGUCCUAAAGCGCUUUUCAUAAUCAAAUCUGGCGUUCGCUCUGCUGUGCGGGCCGAGCCUCGGAUGGGAGCAUCAUUGCUUCGUCUCCAUUUUCAUGACUGCUUCGUUAAUGGUUGUGAUGCAUCAGUAUUGCUGGACGACACGCCAACCUUUACCGGAGAGAAGACUGCUGGCCCAAAUAUUGGAUCAAUUAGAGGAUUUGACGUGAUUGAUGACAUUAAAACUCAAAUUGAGAAAUAUUGUCCUGGUGUUGUAUCUUGUGCAGAUAUUUUAGCCGUUGCUGGUCGAGACUCAACUGUUGCGCUCGAUGGUCCUAGUUGGAAGGUUUUACUAGGCAGAAGAGACUCAACUACUGCAAGUUUCAGUGAUGCUAACAGGGACCUUCCUGCACCAAAUUCCAAUCUCAAUCAACUCAUUUCUGCUUACUCAAACAAAGGCUUUAGUGUUAGGGAAAUGGUUGCUCUCUCAGGAUCUCACACAAUAGGGCAAGCUAGGUGUGUGAACUUCCGAGAUCGAAUUUAUAAUGACACGAAUAUAAAUGCCCCAUUCGCGAGAUCAUUGCAAGCAAAUUGUCCUCGAAGCCAGGGCGACGACAACCUUGCUCCACUUGAUGUCACUACUCCAACAUCAUUUGACAAUAAGUACUUUAAGAACUUGCAGAGUCAAAAAGGACUUUUGCAUUCAGAUCAAGUGCUCUUCAAUGGAGGUUCUACAGAUUCUAUAGUCAACAUUUAUAGUUCAAACCCUUCAACCUUUGCUUCGGAUUUUGCAAAUGCUAUGGUAAAAAUGAGUACUCUCAGCCCCCUCACGGGCUCGAAUGGUCAAAUUAGAAAGAAUUGCAGGAAAAUCAAUUGAGACCCGAUCAAAAUUUCAGCAAUUAUAUUACCAAUUAAAUAAAUUCGAGUAAUAAUUACGCAUUUUCCUAAUCAGAAAAAAAAAAAAAAAAGAAGAGUAAAUCGAGUCUUAUUAAUGUAACUUUUACUUUUGAAUAUCCUGAAUGUCACUCAAACAUUCCAAGGAUUGUGUGUUGUUGGUUUGUGCUCAUUUCAAUUUUAAGAUAU
Messenger RNA from Ipomoea triloba (trilobed morning glory), 1206 nucleotides. RefSeq names its product peroxidase P7-like. Gene Ontology annotation, biological process: response to oxidative stress; hydrogen peroxide catabolic process. Lineage: Eukaryota; Viridiplantae; Streptophyta; Magnoliopsida; Solanales; Convolvulaceae. Gene Ontology annotation, molecular function: peroxidase activity; heme binding. The record is from RefSeq and is a predicted model, not a curated record. The coding region runs from base 35 to 1000 and encodes 321 amino acids. The transcript has 4 exons.